CAGCGGCAACCGACCGACGGAACGAAGCAGCCGGUCGCGGUGCCGAUGGACAAGCGCGGCAGCUUCGGGGGGACCUCGUCCGACGACGUGGAGGCGCCGCUGCUCCCGCCGCCCGCGCGCGACGACGGGGCACAGGAGUUGCGGUUGCCGCCGUCCUGGGUGCGCGCGCUGCUCGCGCACAGGUAUCCGGCCGUGGCGGCUGGCCCCGCGGCAGCAGCGGCCGUGUGCGCGCUCGUGGACCUCGCCGUCGGCGGGGGCGCCCACGCCCACCACCACCGAGAGGCGCGCAACAUGCUCGCAGUGCUCGCCUGGGUCUUCCUCUGGUGGGUCACGGGCGCCGUGCCGCUGGCCGUCGCCUCCAUGGCGCCGCUCUUCCUCUUCCCGCUGUUCGGCGUCUCCUCCGCGGACGCCGUCGCCAAGGCCUACAUGGACGACGUCAUCUCGCUCGUCCUCGGCAGCUUCAUACUCGCUCUCGCCAUCGAACACUACCAAAUCCACCGCCGCCUCGCUCUCAACAUCACGUCGCUCUUCUGCGGGGACCCGGUGCGGCCGCCGCUGUUGCUGCUGGGCAUCACCGGCACCACUUUCUUCGUCAGCAUGUGGAUCCACAACACGGCGUGCACGGUCAUGAUGAUGCCCGUGGCGACGGGGAUCCUGCAGAGGCUGCCGCGCGGGGGCGCCGGGGCCGGGACCGGGGCGCACGACGAGGUCCGCCGCUUCUCCAAGGCCGUGGUGCUCGGCGUCGUGUACGCGUCGGCCAUCGGCGGGAUGGCCACGCUGGCGGGCACCGGCGUCAACAUCAUCCUCGUCGGUAUGUGGUCCACCUACUUCCCGGAGCAGGAGCCCAUCACCUUUAGCUCCUGGAUGUCCUUCGGCCUCCCCAUGGCGCUCAUCCUCUUCUUGGCACUCUGGAUCACACUCUGCCUCAUGUUCUGCUCCAACAACACGGGAAAGGCACUCUCCGGUUACCUGGACAGAAGCCAUCUCAGAAGAGAGCUCAGCUUGUUAGGUCCAAUGGUAUUUGCAGAGAAGAUGGUCUUGGCAGUGUUUGGGGGUCUAAUUGUGCUAUGGAUGACUAGGAACCUUACAGCUGACAUACCAGGGUGGGGGGCUCUCUUCCACAACAAUGUCGGAGACGGAACAGUCACCAUCAUGAUGGCCACGCUACUCUUCAUAAUUCCAAGCCGGAAGAACAAGGGCGAGAAACUGAUGGACUGGGACAAGUGUAGGAAGCUCCAGUGGGACAUUAUCCUCCUCCUGGGGGCAGGAUUCGCCAUCGCUGAAGGCUUCAGGUCAAGCGGCCUGACCGACAUCCUCUCUGACGGGCUCCGGUUCCUGAAGGGCGCAGAGACGGUGGUCAUUGUACCUGUGGCCUGCAUCGUCAGCGGUGUCGUCACAGAGUUCACGUCGGACGACGCGACCACGACGCUGCUGCUCCCUCUGUUUGCUGAAUUGGCCAAGGCGAUCGAUGUGCACCCAGCGCUGCUCAUGGUUUCUGGAGCAGUUGGGGCUCAGCUUUCGUACUUGUUACCUACUGGAUCACCGUCAAACGUAAUUGGGUUCAGCACUGGCCACAUUACCAUCAAGGAUCUCGUCACCACAGGGCUUCCCCUGAAACUUGUCGGAAUCGCGGCUCUGACAGUCUUGAUGCCAACUCUAGGAUCACAGGUUUUUGGCACAAACAGCAAGUUCUAGGAGCGGAAUGCAUAUUGGACGGUUCAUUCCUCCAAGCCCACGUUCUAGGAGCGGAAUGCAUAUUUUGGACCGUUCAUUCCUCGAAGCCCAGUUGUAUAUAUGUACAGUACUUUCCCUUAUCUUGUAUCUACGGCCUAGUCAAGGUUAGUGGGAGGGUAAGGGUAUACUCUUUGAUCUGUACAAGGUCAAACAUUGAGGAUUGUAUGCAAUGCUCCAAUCUGUGUGAAAAUAGCUACAGGAGUGCUCCUUGAGAGCGAAAUGAAGUCAAAGGGAGAGCAAUUUAAAA
This is a messenger RNA of Zea mays, 1981 nucleotides long. RefSeq names its product tonoplast dicarboxylate transporter. The record is from RefSeq and is marked validated. Gene Ontology annotation, cellular component: plasma membrane. Bases 46 to 1695 code for a protein of 549 amino acids. Lineage: Eukaryota; Viridiplantae; Streptophyta; Magnoliopsida; Poales; Poaceae. Gene Ontology annotation, biological process: transmembrane transport. Gene Ontology annotation, molecular function: transmembrane transporter activity. The transcript has 6 exons.